AUGUCCUUCUACACCAAGACUCGCAACUUCAACAACACCUUCACCAUUUUCACGCGUUCGCUCAAACCAUGGACAUUUCCAGCGUCGAUUUUGUCUUUUCUUCUCGGAACUUCCCUAGCUUGGAAACAUGACGAUAAGUUCCACCUUCUGAACUUUGUCCUGACGGGCUGUGUGAUCUUGCUAACGCACUCAGCGGGGAAUUUUGUCAACUCUUUCUAUGAAGCUCAGAGCAGAAGAUACUUCGUUUCGCCUGCCGCGCGAACCAGAACACUUGAACUGAAUACGCAGUGGGCAUUAUGGAGCUACCUUCUUGGAGGCGCUGCUUUCACCUACUUGGCUUUCAUCUCCGAAGCGGAAUUUAGACAAGAAUUUGGAUUCUAUGCCACUGGUUUUCUUGCGUCUUUGCUCCAUGGUGGUGGAUUAAAGAACAUAGUGCUAGGCGAUGUGCUGGCGUGCGGAAUAUUCGGUCCUGUGUCUGUUAUCUUUGCCUAUAUAGAGCAAGUUGGAACUACUAAUCGACAGCUGUCGAACGCCUGGAUAGCCACAUACUCCAUUCCUUUUAUAUUAUUUACAGAAGCUAUCCUUCACAGGUAUGUUAUCCUAUCGUCAGAUUAUUUACAUAGCUUUAUCUAUGCUUAAAAUAACGAUUUAUUAAAUAUGAAUAAUUGUAUGUCAUGUCGACUACGCAUAACAAAAGCUUGUUGUGUUUUGUUAAUAGCCUUGUGUGAUGCGUUUAUCUAAUUAUUUAGCUCUGAGAAGUAUUCUUUUCAUCGAAAAAUACGUCCACGUUAUCAUGUAAAUUUCUGUAAUUUUUCCUGUAGUAAUUGCUAACUCUCUGAUUUUUACAAUACCGACGCGUAAGAUUGGGUUUUUUGGCAUUCCACGCGCUUCUAGAAGGAUUAUUAUGUCAGUGCCUCGGGUCUGAGAUUAUGACAGGGUUGUUAGACGAAUAAAUUUGGUGGCAAGGCAGAAUAUUUAAGAGUUUUCACAAUAUUUAGCUACUAAUCCAGGAAAAACUGCUGCGUCCCCAGUUGUCUCUUUUGCCGCAAUGUCUCCCGCGACCGUUCCCCAGCCGCCUACAAUGAUAAGAGACAACUGGGGACGAGUCAGCCAAAAUAGCAGGUGGUUUGCCCACGAGAUUCUCGGCUAAACUGGCGCGUGAUCACGUCAUAUGUCUUUAUAACCUGCGAUCAGGUGUCCUUGUUCCCAUGUUUUGGAAGACGAGGGGGAAAAGACGCAAAUUUUGACAGAUACAUUAAUCAGAGAGCGGCAACAGCGCGUGAAAUAAAUGUAUCAGACGUUUUUACCCGUUUCCCCGUCCGCCGACUUUCGUGCCGCUACCCCCGAAAAAAGAACGCCUGAUCGCAGGUUAAUGUCUUAUGAGGUUAGAUCAUAACGGAGCUUUACGAGGACUAUAAGCGCGAACAUGAAUUUCUCCAAGAGCAACGCUAACUUGUAGAGGAAACAGUGAAACAGACGGAUUUUGUAAACCGCUUGAACCCCAUUACUUUUUUCGUGGGCUUGUGGCCCGCAGCUCCUAUUCAGAUGACUUGAGAAUAGCUGUGCUGUUUGGCAUGCAAGGGCAAGUUCCAACGAAACAUACCAUUUUCUUGAGGUCGUUGGGACGUUAUUAUUCAGCCGAGUUUUACUAAAACGUAGCUUUGUCUAUGAAUAAGGAAUCAGAAGAAUCCCUAAAAACAAUUAGUAACCAUAUAGACUACAAACCAAAAAAACUACAGACUACAGUGUAACUUACACUUAAGCUGUGUGUACACAUCCUUACCAUCCUCAGUGUUUGUGUUGUGGUCUCCUUGAAUAUACCACCUGCGACUAUUACAGCAGGAUUAAACAAGGUGUUUACGUUUCUGAGAGUUUUUUUUCGUUGAUUACAUUUUCUUUCUAUUCAAAACUCCGUAAAUUAUAUCGCAUUCGCUCUUCCAUUGCCUACAAUACAACUUGUUUGCCCCCGUCCAAAUUGUGCAUAACUAUUGGUUGUUUACCAUUUACAAAAAGUUUCCGGAAAAUUCGGUUUGAUAAUAAAUGGAACACGACUUUUUGGUCCGUUUCUGCGGAAAAUUUCCGGGAGCUACGGAACAUCUUACAAGGUAGUCCUGUUUUUCCGGACGGAAUCUUCAAAUGGUUCCAUUUCUUCAAGCCAUCUUAUAUCUUUGAUACCAGUUUUAGACCUUAGCGGCCAUUGUUUUGGGACGCUCCAUGUAAAUAGAACUGAUUUGUGCAAAUCAGGGGGCUAUCUCCUGCUGACUGGCGCGUGCGCGUUUCCAGUAAAGAUGCCAGAAGUCUUUGAGAAAGUUCACUCGGCUCAAUUUCCCUCUCUUUUUUUAAGUGGCGAAUUUACCCUAACCAUGAGGCAGCCGGUUUGCCCAUGUAAAUUAAAUGGUAAACGAGUAUUGGUUCCAAUUUUUCUGGUUACACUUUUACCAGGGGAAAUUUAAAACAAUGCUUAUGCCAAAUUUUGGCAUAUUAUGGGCAAUGCGAAAGUGCGAAUUUAUAAAAGCCUUUGUUUACAAUCGAAAAAAACAUCCAUCCAGGCUGCAACUUGAGCCCGCAGUACAGUUAUAUGCCUCUGACAGCAAAAAAUGCUGUCGAAAUUUUGGGUGCUAAAUAAACCUUUGAGCCGAGUCUAUUUAUGUUAGUUAAAUAUUGUUUUAAUCGUUCAAGAAUGAAUAUCCAUAGUCUUCCACUUAAAAUCAGGAGCCGAGUGUUAUCGUGAGAAGUCACGGUGCGCGAACGGCAAGCGAAAAGAUAGGCAAGAGUAGCCUGCGUAGCAAUAGUUUCCGCGCAAGUUCGUCGAGAAGUUUGGGACGAUAAUGAAAAGAGGAACGCGAAAGAGAGCGGCCCUGGAAAAGAAAGCCCCUCGUGGCGAUCUCUCGCUUCUCGCUUUCGAAAUGAGAGCUUACUUGCAGGCUAUAGCUUUCAACAAUAAGAUUUUUUUCUUUGUUUCUUUCUUCAGCCAGAACACUCGUGACAUACAGACGGACAGGAAAGCCGGCAUCAAGACCCUUGCAGUACUAGUUGGACAACAGGCAUCUUGUUACCUUCACGCGUUCUUUCUGUUGUUCCCGUAUGUAGUGAUCGUCCUCCUUGGCGCGGCUUUAUCACCAUUCAUUUACAUACCUUCGGCAACCUUGCCAUUUGCUCUGAGUUUAAGUGUGUCGUGUUUUGAAGGAGAGUAUUUUACGCUGCCUCAGAAGAUAGCCGUGCUAGAUUUAGCUUUUGGAAUACUGUAUGUAUUAAGCGUUUAUUGGUCUUGA
Molecule: messenger RNA, 3272 nt
Organism: Porites evermanni
Lineage: Eukaryota; Metazoa; Cnidaria; Anthozoa; Scleractinia; Poritidae
Source: the annotation of a GenBank genome assembly